Molecule: messenger RNA, 741 nt
Organism: Fonsecaea multimorphosa CBS 102226
Lineage: Eukaryota; Fungi; Ascomycota; Eurotiomycetes; Chaetothyriales; Herpotrichiellaceae
Exons: 1
Coding region: 1-741 (246 amino acids)
Source: RefSeq, a predicted model, not a curated record
AUGGUCUUUCGCAGCUUCCUGCUGGUGCUGCUUGCCGUUUGUGCCUGCACUGUCUGCGCUGCGAGCGAUGCUGCGGCCUCCAAACUGCCCAAGUCGGUCACUCUGUCCUACGAAUUGAUCGGAUCUCCUUCAGUCAAACCGCUGGUCACCAUCUUCUACGAUCCGAAAACUUCUAAGCACGCUUUGUCUUCAUGGACGCCUCCUUCUCUCGAGCCGCUUCAGUCUACCACUCCCGAACCUACCUCGUCGAAGCUGCUUCGGAUCCUUUUACCUAACGGCAGUUCUACCGUAACCACCCUCGACACGUUCAGCGACGAUGUCCACCAGAAAAUCGACCUCUGGAUAUCUCCAGACGAUGGAUCCGUCUUGUCUGCUUCGGUCUCAGCCCUUUCACCACCCCCUUUGUCCGCAGAAGAAGAGCGCUACAGGAAAAAAGUCGCUAGAGCCAAGGCAAAGGGAAGGCCGAUACCACCCCCGCCUCCAGUCCCAAAUACAAAGAAAGCGAGAGAAGAAGCAGCUAAAGCAGCAGCUCUUCACGAACCCAUCAAAGUCAACCUUAUCGCCUCAGGCGCAGGCGCCUCCCCUGUUCUGGCAACUCGGAAAGCACCUCAGGUCGAUGCCGAAGGCAGAGAGGUUCCGCAGGAAGAACAACAAGAGAAGAGCUUCUUCCAGAAGUACUGGUGGGUGUUUUUGAUCGGUACCAUGCUCCUGAUGACUGGCGGUGGUGGAGCAGAGAAAUGA